UUUCUCAAUGCCGCUGCCUCCGCCUUCCCGCCUCCUGGCCCUCCUCAACGCCGGCCACCGGCCGCCGCCGCUCCGCCUCCUCCUACAGCUCCACGCGCACCUCCUCGUCACCGGCGUCCUCUCCUCGUCCUCCCCCUUUGGUCCCCGCCUCGUCGCUGCCUUCGCCCUCGCCAACCCCGCCUCGGACCGCUCCCCGCUCCCGCUCCUCCACGCGCUCGCCCUCCUCGCCUCCCUCCCCUCCCCGCCGGACUCCGCUGCCCCCUACAACGCCGCCCUCCGCGUGCUCUCCCUCUGCCCCCACGAGCGCGGCGGCCUCCUCCUCGAUCGCUGCCUCCCGCUCUACCGCGCCCUCCUCCGCUCCGGCUCCGCGCGGCCCGACCACCUCACAUUCCCCUUCCUGCUCAAGGCCUGCGCGCGCCUGCGGGAUCGGGGGUACGGAGGUGCGGUCCUAGCGCACGUGCGCAGGCUCGGGUUUGGCGCCGACGUGUUCGUGGUGAACGCCGCGAUGCACUUUCUGGCCGCCUGCGAGUCCGUGGAGGGCGCGCGGAGCCUGUUCGAUGAAAGUCCCGUCAGGGAUGUGGUCUCGUGGAACACGCUGAUCGGUGGGUUCGUGCGGAGGGGGCUCCCACUAGAGGCGCUGGAGGUGUUCUGGAGGAUGGCUGAGGACGGAGCUGUGAGGCCCGAUGAGGUCACGAUGAUUGGGGCUGUGUCGGGGUGUGCGCAGCUGCGAGAUCUGGAGCUCGGGAAGAGGCUGCAUGGGUAUGUGGAGAGCAAUGGGGUGAGGUGCACGGUGAGGCUGAUGAACACAGUGAUGGAUAUGUAUGUCAAGUGUGGCAGUUUGGAACUGGCAAAGUCGGUGUUUGAAAGGAUCGGCAGCAAGACGGUCGUUUCUUGGACGACAAUGAUCGUUGGGCAUGCGAAGCUUGGGCAGAUGGAGGACGCACGGAAGCUGUUUGAUGAGAUGCCCGAAAGGGAUGUGUUCCCAUGGAAUGCUCUGAUGGCCGGUUAUGUACAAUGUAAGCAGGGCAAGGAGGCUAUUGCGUUGUUUAAUGAGAUGCAGGAGACAAAGGUGGAUCCUAAUGAGAUCACCAUGGUUAAUCUCCUAUCUGCUUGCUCGCAGCUUGGAGCAUUAGAAAUGGGGAUGUGGGUUCACCAUUAUAUUGAUAGACAUCAGCUUUCUCUUAGUGUUGCUCUUGGCACAUCUCUAGUUGACAUGUAUGCAAAGUGUGGCAACAUCAAGAAGGCGAUAUGUGUUUUCAAAGAAAUACCAGAGAAAAAUGCGCUCACUUGGACAGCAAUGAUAUGUGGUCUAGCAAAUCAUGGACAUGCCGAUGAGGCCAUAGAGUACUUUCGGAGAAUGAUAGAGCUUGGAUUGCAGCCAGAUGAGAUUACAUUUAUUGGGGUUCUGUCUGCAUGUUGUCAUGCUGGUUUGGUUGAAGAAGGUCGGGAAUUUAUCUCCCUGAUGAAAUCGAGAUAUCGCCUUGAGAGGAAAAUGAAACAUUAUUCAUGCAUGAUAGACUUGUUAGGCAGAGCAGGGCAUUUAGACGAAGCAGAACAGCUAGUAAACACCAUGCCUACGGAUCCUGAUGCAGUAGUUUGGGGUGCUCUCUUCUUUGCUUGUAGGAUGCAUGGCAAUAUCACUCUUGGUGAAAAGGCAGCAAUGAAAUUGGUAGAACUUGACCCGAGUGAUAGCGGAAUCUAUGUGCUAUUGGCUAACAUGUAUGCGGAGGCAAACAUGAGGAAGAAGGCUGACAAAGUGAGGGUUAUGAUGAGACAUUUGGGGGUGGAGAAAGUUCCUGGAUGUAGUUGCAUUGAGCUGAAUGGUGUAGUUCAUGAAUUUAUCGUGAAGGAUAUGUCACAUGUGGACACUAGUGCAAUUUAUGACUGCUUACAUGAGAUCACUCGACAAAUAAGGCAUACUGCAAGCACCAUUGACAUUUCUGCAGCUAGUGUCAUGUAGCAUUCAUUAGGCCAGAAACAGCUGACUGAGCUCUGCAAGAUGGUAUCUCAGGUGUGUUGCACAACUCAAUCAUGUGAUGGAUUGUGCCAGCCUGCCAGGCAAUGGGCUCAGAUGAGUGGAUUUCCUGAUGUUGAUCAAAAUUAGGGUCACUGCAAGAGCAUUUUUGGUCCUUUUGAGUUUUACAACUUGCAAGUUAAUAAAAAUAGUUAUGUUCCAUAACAGACGCUCGAGGGACUACCAGAGAUCAGAAGUACAGUGAUAAAGAGAGUAGCAAUUAGCAAGCAGCGCCAAUUCGUAAGAUUAAGGAUUAAAUAUGUAAAUGCUGCACAUGGAGGCAAAGGCUUUUCCUCAAAGCAGUUGCAUUAUCGUCUUGUCGAUAACUGCAAUUUCUGCCUGCUGGUUUUCUUCACUUUUUGAUGGUAGUCCAGCCUUUGUACGAACAAGGCAACUACCAAGUACAUGUACAGACUUCGCAACACAAACACUGAAGUUUCGAACAAGGCAACUACCAAGUACAUGUACAGACUUCGCAACACAAACACUGAAGUUUCAUAAUUUUCUUAAGGUGAAUGGACUAUUUGGUCCCUCAAAUUUGCUCCAAGGCUCAUUUUGGUUCUUCACCUUUCAAAAAGGUCACCUAGGUCCUCAAAGUUUCAGUUCUAGGACAAAGAAGGACCUCCACACACAUGGUAAUCUCCAUGUAAGCUGACUUAGAUCUGUUUCAGCUGUUGGUUAGGGUUACCUACUACUCAUGUAAGCAAAGAUAAUGUUGCCCCAAGCCUUACCAUGCUUCAAUGAGAGGAAUUUUGACCCAUUAAGAACAAUCCGACCAUUGAAGUGGAAUUUUACCACUAACCUAUCCAAAUCUGCCAUUUUUUUAUUUCUCCUUACAAAUCUGCUAAAUGUACUGCUAAAAUUUCAAUUUGACACCCUAAAUACCAUCACAAACCUGAGAUAAAUCAAGGGAUCCUGUUUAAAUUUGCCAACAGAUCCAGCCCUGCGCUGCUUCUUGCUUCAGACCCAACUCCCCUCAGCUCAUGACUCUUAUCCUUCCUCACCUCCCACUUCUCGUUUCUCAAAGCUCUCUUUGCUCCCUACGAUUCAGCCGCCUUGGGUGCUUGACUAGAAUUGGGAGGGAAAAGGAAUGACCUAUAGAUCAACUGUUCACAAUCAGUUAGGAUAGGUAAAGAUAGAUCAACUGUUCACAAAAACAAUCCAUCCUGUACGUUUUAAAAUGUAGAAGAGCAUAGGGCGAGGGAAUAAUUGAUGUCAGAUUAGCUUUAUCAGUGAGUGAAAGAUUUGUAACCUGGUCUCACAUUUGGUUCAGAGAGCACUUUUUUAGUUGGGAAUAAGUCCUUCCCUACCUCAAUUCCUUGUCCAUUCCGUACGGAUUCUCCACCUUGUGAAAAAAAGGAACAACAAUCACGUAUCCUUAACUUUGCUGGCGUAGCCAAGACAUAAUGUUCCCAAGAGUAUGGGAAAAGUUACUCGCUGCCCCAACAACCUAAGGUUAAUAUGUGACCAUUACAAUAUGCAAAGACUGCUGGGAUUGGAUUCCAUUGAUAUUAUUCCACCAUAUUUUGAUAGGAUAGGAAUUGCACAAAAGCAGAUUACAGAUGCAAAUGGCAUCUUGUUCCUUAUAUUGCUGUCAUCCUGAUCUUUAAAGCAGCUAAACCUUUGCAUCUUGUUUUCU
Molecule: messenger RNA, 3653 nt
Organism: Phragmites australis (common reed)
Lineage: Eukaryota; Viridiplantae; Streptophyta; Magnoliopsida; Poales; Poaceae
Product: pentatricopeptide repeat-containing protein At2g22410, mitochondrial
Exons: 4
Coding region: 8-1960 (650 amino acids)
Biological process (GO): RNA modification
Molecular function (GO): protein binding; RNA binding
Source: RefSeq, a predicted model, not a curated record